UAUUCAUUAUCAUUACCUCUCACCUUAACGCCAUCUGCAUUGCGCAAUUUGCUUAUUUUGGGUUAUAUUUCAUCGUUGUGUCCAACUCCUUCGCUGGGAUCUUUAUGUGACUCCACGCCAUAUUCCGUUCCAUUCGAUCGCAUCUCCGUACAUCUCAAUCAAGAGCUGGGCGCACUUCCCGAGACACAUCUCUUCGCUGCCCUCAACUGUGCACUGGUUGCGUUGUGUUCAGUACAGUGGGAUAGCGAUCAAAUUAAGGGCAAACGUCAUAUACUGGAAGAUGAGACGAUGCCAGGCUAUAUAAUUGAUAAUGAAGUAAUGUUGCGUUGUUUUGGAUUUGGUAUGAUUCGUGCGAUUGACAUAGAGGAGCGUCUAUUUUAUGUAUUAACUCCAGUUGAUCGACAGUUACUGAACGAAGUGAACGUAUUCUCAAAGGGUGCCAAUAUCGAUAUUCCAAACGCAUUCCUCAGUCAACAGAAGGCACGUGAUGCACCGUACGUUGUGCGUUGUAACAAAAACGGUCUAACGGAUGGCUUAUUGCUUGCGGUUACAGGAAGGCAUAUUCGUUAUUUCGUUGGUCAUGGAACUGUAUUCUGCAAAUAUUGCUAUCACAGAAUGUCGAGAUCUCCAGAAAAUGUUCCAUCGACCGAGCGAAGAAACAUGCAAUGGAGAGUUGAAGAGGUACGUCGCAACGACAACUUGUCAUUCAGUGCCAUACCGAUGAUACCACGGGAGUACGUUCGAGGAGUUGGAGAAAAUGGUAUGGUGACGGAGGGGAGUGUAUGGCGUAAUGCAUUGAACAAUCCGUUGGUACCGUUGGGAAUGUUAGCUACAGUGGGUUGUUUGAUUGGAAUGUGUCGUGCCACGUUGAAAAGAAACAUGUACCGAGCCCAACUGUACAUGCGAGGUCGAGUUGCGGCGCAGUUCUUCACGGUUUGUGUUCUGGCCGGAGGAGCUCUGGCAUAUGGAAACUUCAAUCCGAACAUAUUCGAGUCACGAAAGAAAACUGUUCCAGGUCAAUCCGAUGCUGAACUCGUCAGCACUCAUCAACCAGAAUCUGCUUGA
Messenger RNA from Anisakis simplex (herring worm), 1065 nucleotides. Lineage: Eukaryota; Metazoa; Nematoda; Chromadorea; Rhabditida; Anisakidae. The record is from the annotation of a GenBank genome assembly.